UCUUCUGUCGUAAACCAUACAGUCGCUGUGGCAAGACCCAAGUAAACAACAUAACAAAGUGCAUGGAUUCAAAGUCGUUAUAGUUUUACUUCAACAUCGACGGAAAGUUUACAUUCAAUUGUUAAAAAGAGCUAUGGCAGCGUCUUCUUCGUCCUCCUCUGCGGGAGGUGUGAGUGGCAGCUCGGUGACCGGCUCUGGGUUCAGUGCUUCAGAGCUCAUCCCCCCAAGGAAGGUCCUGUACACGUAUCCUAAAGGGGCAGGAGAAAUGAUGGAGGAUGGCUCUGACAGAUUUUUAUGCGAGUCUGUAUUCAGCUACCAAGUUGCCUCCACGCUAAAACAGGUCAAACACGAUCAACAAGUGUCUCGAAUGGAGAAACUUGCGAGCUUGGUGGAGGAGCUGGAAGCAGACGAGUGGCGCUACAAACCGAUUGAACAGCUAUUGGGAUUUACGCCGUCUUAAAUAAAGAAACCCAGAUGCCUUUUUUUAAUAAAUCAGUAAAAAUAAAGGAGAUGGUUUAUUUCCGUUCAUAAAUGAUAUUCCUUCUAUAUGGUUUCAUUUUAUAUCAUGAGUGAGAAAUAUCUGGAGUUACUGAAUGUGACAUGUAUUAUUUAAUCACUUGGACUAUUGUAUGAGUAUGUUUUUUUUCUACUAUUUAACUUUGCAUACUAAAAUAAACCAAGGUCAACAACAAUCUCCUUGUUAUAUGUUAAUGAUUAAACAAUUUAAAAUGUUCUCAUAGGUUUUUGUUUUCAACUGCUUGAGGCUAAUAAAAGUGUUUUGCAAUUACAAUCUGUUCUUAGCCUCAGUGAUUACAGAAAUAAUAUCUUUAGUAACGUAUUAAAUCCCUGUGAAGUGAAGCAUUUUGUUUCCCCAUGACUGCACUGUAACUCAUAAAUCUGGAAACCUGCUACCUGCUCAGUCUCAACGCUGCUCGCUCCAACAGAACUUGGAGCAGAACAAAGAGAGCUUGUAAAUAAAGUCAUACUUGGAC
This is a messenger RNA of Anoplopoma fimbria (sablefish), 992 nucleotides long. RefSeq names its product anaphase promoting complex subunit 16 (gene anapc16). Lineage: Eukaryota; Metazoa; Chordata; Actinopteri; Perciformes; Anoplopomatidae. Gene Ontology annotation, cellular component: anaphase-promoting complex; cytosol; kinetochore. The record is from RefSeq and is a predicted model, not a curated record. The coding region runs from base 134 to 460 and encodes 108 amino acids. The transcript has 4 exons. Gene Ontology annotation, biological process: protein ubiquitination.